AAAACGAGCCGUAUUGGCAAUUUGGCAUAUUGCCGAACAUUAAUAAAGGUGCUUUGUGCAUGAUGCAUGCGCACUCAAUUAAAAAAAUUGAAAAAAUCCUCUAAUUUGUCCCUCAAAUUCAAAGACACUCUCAAACUCCUACUCUUACAAUUCACAAACAGUUAAAGAAGAAGCAGAAUCAUAGCUAUUCAGUACUACAAAAAAUGGGGAUAGUAUGCCCCGAUGAGAGCAAGAGGAUAGAGAUCGAGGAAUUUCGCCGGAUGUUGCUAUCUUACGCGGCGGUGCACCGGACAAAAGCCGCCGCCGCCGACGAUGAAUUCCGAAAUCCACAGCACUUGCCCACUGCAGCUGAACAGAACCGUGAACUUGAAGAGAAGAAGGUGUGCGUCACCAGUGGUGUAUCCUUCCUCGCUAUUUCUAUCGUAAACCAACUCUUACUCCGUGGAUACUCUGUACGAGUCAUUGUGGAAAAACAAGAGGAUCUGGAAAAGCUAAGAGAGAUGGAAAUUACUGGAGAAAUGAGACAGUCCAUGAACACAGUAGAUGCAGUAAUGGCAAGUCUAAAUGAUGUGCAAAGCCUAUCAGAAGCAUUCAACGGUUAUCGUGGCGUCUUCCACACUGCUGCCUUUGUGGACCCUGCUGGCUUAUCUGGAUAUUCAAAAUCAAUGGCUGAAGUAGAAGUGAUGGUAAGCGAGAAUGUGACUCAGGCAUGUGCUGUAACACCGUCGGUCAAAUAUUGCGUGCUCACAUCCUCACUUUUAGCCUGUGUAUGGAAAGAUCUUCAUUCAUCAACAACGAUUGAUCAUGAUAGCUGGAGUUAUGAGUCUAUCUGCAUAAACAAGAAGGUACAUUAAACUGAUUAUAGAGUG
This is a messenger RNA of Nicotiana attenuata, 869 nucleotides long. RefSeq names its product cinnamoyl-CoA reductase-like SNL6. NCBI's taxonomy places the organism in Eukaryota, Viridiplantae, Streptophyta, Magnoliopsida, Solanales, Solanaceae. Bases 204 to 854 code for a protein of 216 amino acids. The transcript is spliced from 3 exons. The record is from RefSeq and is a predicted model, not a curated record. Gene Ontology annotation, molecular function: 3-beta-hydroxy-Delta5-steroid dehydrogenase (NAD+) activity. Gene Ontology annotation, biological process: steroid biosynthetic process.